UGACGCGCCCCGAGGCGAUUGCCCUUACCUGUCGAGCCGCCAUGAGGGGCUGCCGGCGGAGCGCGGGGCCGAGGGGCCGCGGCGGGGAGGCCGCUGAUUCCGGUGCCGCGGCGGGGCGCGGCGCCCGGGAGGAGGAGUACGUGGUGGGGCAGGUGGCGAGCAGCCUCGGGCCGGUCGGGGCUGCCGCCUCACCGCUCGCGCGCCUCUUCGCCGCCGCCUCCCCGCCGGUGCUCGUGGCCGUGAAGGGGGAAAAUAAGAAAAGAAAGCAUACAGAAGAAGAGGAGAAAGUGUCAGAAGACCAGAGCUCAUCUGUCAUACAAGAACCUCAUAUAAAGGCAAAGAAAGCCAGAAAAGCGAAGAAGGAACUUUCAAAAGCAGAGGAAAAAUUGGCAGACAGAGAGCAUGCUUUGGAACAGGCAGAUGAAGAGGAGAAGCAAAAACUGGUUCAAAACAAAGUGAAGAAAAAAAAAAGGGCGGCUCGUGCCAUCACCAAAAGUGCUGUCAAUUCAGAUACAGGCACUACUGUAAAACAGCAGAAGGAAAAAAAGGUGGCUGAUGAAUCAGUAGACAGAAGAACAGUGUUUGUUGGAAACUUGCCUGUCAGCUGUACUGUUCAGGCACUGAAAUCUGUUUUUAAAGAGUAUGGACAAAUAAAAUCCAUUCGAUUCCGGUCUUUGGUUCCAGCAGAAGAUACAUUAUCCAAAAAGUUAGCAGCAAUAAAGCAUAAGGUGCACCCUAAUGCGAAGUUUGUUAAUGCUUAUGUUGUAUUUAAGGAAGAAUGUGAUGCCAUUAAGGCUCUAAAGAAAAACGGAACAGAAAUUGCUAGUGGAUUUCACAUCAGAGUUGACAUUGCAUCAAAAAACAGUCUGCAUGACAAUAAACGGUCUGUAUUCUUGGGAAAUCUCUCAUAUGACAUCAGUGACGAUGCCGUGCGAGAACACUUCUCUGUCUGUGGAGGCAUAGUAGCAGUGCGAAUUGUGAGAGACAGAAAGACCGGCUUGGGUAAAGGCUUCGGCUACGUUCUUUUUGAGCUUGGAAGACCAGUUCUGUGGAAGCAAACACAAAGCGUCUGUUUUAGGUUGUAUACAAAGAAACGUUGUAAAACAUUGGGGUGAAUGAAGUUGCCUUUAAGGGAAGGACUUAAAGGAGGGACAGAUAAGUUUCCUUGGUUGAACUACAGUGUUCUCUCAUUUCUUAUGUGUCAAAAUGAGUGGAAUUCUUUGCUGCAGCUGGUUUUGCUUACUGUCUCUCUGCUUUGGAUGCAGUACAGCUUGCUUCCUCACAGCAGUCUCCCAGCCUUGUCUUCCUUAGUUUAUUUCCUGCAGCCCAAUACCUUCCCUCCCCCCCACCCCCCAGUUUCUCCUUCCUCUCUCCGCCUCUGUUCCACAUCUCAUGUAAGCUGUUCUAGAGCCCGUUUUCAGUAGCUGUGCCUCGAUGCGUGAGCUGUGUGGGUGUGCCAUUUUUUUCUGAGCCCAGCAGAGAUGCGUCAUUCAAUAAAUAGAGCAGUUUGAGUGUUCUUGAUUGUGAAAUUUUGCCUACAAAAAAUGAAAGACGGGCAACUAUUUGGAAGCAAUCAAGUGGAAGUAAUGCUGCUUUUUAACUGAAGGUCUGUUCUUGUAGAAUACGGAUGCUGUACAUCUUGCUCUGAAACUCAACGAAACUGGUCUGAUGGGAAGAAAGAUACGGGUGAAGCGCUGUGGAGAGAAGUGGAAAGCACCACAGAAAAGUCCACCUGGGUCUCGUGCUCCUAAGGACAGAGCUGAUACCACGUUAAAAAACAAGAGGUGCUCUAAUGAUUCGUUUGUUGGUGAAAAAGCAAU
Tyto alba (common barn owl) is the source of this 1820-nucleotide messenger RNA. RefSeq names its product RNA binding motif protein 34 (gene RBM34). NCBI's taxonomy places the organism in Eukaryota, Metazoa, Chordata, Aves, Strigiformes, Tytonidae. The coding region runs from base 42 to 1115 and encodes 357 amino acids. The transcript has 10 exons. The record is from RefSeq and is a predicted model, not a curated record. Gene Ontology annotation, molecular function: RNA binding.